GUGGCCCGGCUGCAGCCACCACCUGCUGCUGUCACCACCGCAGCCACCACAGCCACCACCGUGGUUGUCCCUGCCUGGCCCAUCCCAGAAGUGCACUUACAAGGUUCCUGCUUGUGUCCCUGGAGCAUGGGAGGCUGCUGAGCUGGAGCGGAGGUAUACAGCAGGAGCUGUGUGUUUCACUCGGUGGCAGGGAGGGCGUCCAUGGCUGCAGCCAAUAAGGGCAAUAAGCCCAGAGUCUGGAGUAUCCGCUUUGUAGCAGGCCAUGAUGUCAAAGGCUCCCAGAGCCAUGUCCACUUUGGUGAGAAGCUACAUGACUCAGUGGUCAUGGUCACCCAGGAGGGUGACAUCAGCUUUCUGGUCAAGGUUGGCUUCCUGAAGAUCCUGCACAGGUAUGAGAUUACCUUCACCCUGCCCCCAGUGCGCAGGCUGAGCAAGGACAUCUGGAAGAUACCUGUUCCCAGCCUUCACCUCAAGCUCCUCAGCGUCAUGCCCAUCCCUGAAGGUGUGUUCCUUCCUGGGGUUCUGGAGGCCUGCCCUCCUCCAGUAGGUCCCAGAUGUGAGUGAGAGUGAGAAUAUGGGGUACUUCAAGUCAGUGACAUAUACCUCUUAAGAGCUUGCAGUGAUAACUUGGUAGUUCGCAUGUCCCAGGCCUC
Molecule: messenger RNA, 653 nt
Organism: Ictidomys tridecemlineatus (thirteen-lined ground squirrel)
Lineage: Eukaryota; Metazoa; Chordata; Mammalia; Rodentia; Sciuridae
Source: RefSeq, a predicted model, not a curated record